UAAAAUAACAUCCUGCAUUCGCUCGCUCAUAAAUAACCUUGUUAGGGUUUAGCUUCGCAGCCGGAGAAAGUCCGCCGUCUUCGAGGAGCAUCAGGUAAGGAAGCAGAAUGUCGCACAGGAAAUUUGAGCAUCCAAGGCACGGGUCGCUAGGGUUUCUUCCAAGGAAGCGUUCCAGUCGUCACCGUGGAAAAGUUAAGUCAUUCCCAAGGGAUGACCCAUCAAAACCAUGCAAACUUACAGCUUUCCUUGGGUAUAAGGCGGGCAUGACUCACAUUGUUCGUGAGGUGGAGAAACCGGGAUCAAAGCUUCACAAGAAAGAAACAUGUGAGGCUGUGACGGUCAUUGAGACUCCACCCAUGGUCAUUGUUGGGGUGGUUGGUUAUAUUAAGACCCCUCGCGGCCUUCGUUCGCUUAAUACUAUAUGGGCUCAACAUCUGAGUGAGGAACUCAGGAGAAGGUUUUAUAAGAACUGGUAUAAGUCCAAGAAGAAGGCAUUUACCAAAUAUUCAAAGAAAUAUGAAUCUGAGGAUGGAAAGAAAGAGAUCCAAACUCAACUGGAGAAGAUGAAAAAAUAUGCAUCUGUUGUCCGUGUAUUGGCUCACACUCAGAUUAGGAAGAUGAAGGGCCUGAAGCAGAAGAAGGCUCAUUUGAUGGAGAUUCAGGUGAAUGGCGGAACUGUUGCUCAAAAAGUUGACUAUGCCUAUAGUUUCUUUGAGAAGCAGGCCCCCAUUGAUGCGGUCUUCCAGAAAGAUGAGAUGAUUGAUAUUAUUGGUGUGACUAAGGGUAAGGGAUAUGAGGGUGUUGUUACUCGUUGGGGCGUGACUCGUCUACCUCGAAAGACUCACAGGGGACUUCGCAAGGUUGCUUGUAUCGGUGCAUGGCAUCCUGCCCGAGUUUCUUUCACUGUUGCACGUGCUGGUCAGAACGGUUAUCACCACCGUACAGAGAUGAACAAGAAGGUGUAUAAGAUCGGAAAAGCUGGAGAUGAGUCCCACUCGGCAAGCACUGAGUUUGAUAGGACUGAAAAGGAUAUCACUCCCAUUGGUGGCUUCCCUCACUAUGGUGUGGUGAAAGAUGACUAUCUUCUGAUCAAAGGUUGCUGCGUUGGACCGAAGAAGAGAGUCGUCACGCUUCGCCAGUCUCUGCUCAAGCAGACAUCUCGUCUCGCCCUCGAGGAGAUUAAGCUCAAAUUCAUUGAUACUUCGUCCAAGUUUGGCCACGGACGUUUCCAGACCACCCAGGAGAAGCAGAAAUUCUAUGGAAAGCUCAAGGCUUAAAAGAGGAGGAGGUUCUAGUUGUAAUUUUGAGAUUCUAAAUAACAUUUUUUUAUGAGAGAAUGCUUUUUUUUCUUAUGUUGACACUACAUUCAAGUUUGAUGAUGUAUCCGACUCUUGUUGAUGUAUUUGUUUUGAAUUUUGAUGGUUUGUGCUGAA
Molecule: messenger RNA, 1433 nt
Organism: Phalaenopsis equestris
Lineage: Eukaryota; Viridiplantae; Streptophyta; Magnoliopsida; Asparagales; Orchidaceae
Product: 60S ribosomal protein L3
Exons: 6
Coding region: 108-1277 (389 amino acids)
Biological process (GO): translation; ribosomal large subunit assembly
Cellular component (GO): ribosome; cytosolic large ribosomal subunit
Molecular function (GO): RNA binding; structural constituent of ribosome
Source: RefSeq, a predicted model, not a curated record